Molecule: messenger RNA, 1368 nt
Organism: Aspergillus fumigatus Af293
Lineage: Eukaryota; Fungi; Ascomycota; Eurotiomycetes; Eurotiales; Aspergillaceae
Source: RefSeq, a predicted model, not a curated record
AUGAACACAGCCGGAAUGUGUGUAGAUGAUCACAUCACGAGGCCGUGCGCGCUCAACCUUCUGUUGGACAAACAACUAUAUGAACACCUUCGACGCUCUCAAUGCUCCCGAGUCCACUAUCCAUCACAUUCGCUUUAUGAACUGAAACAUACUAUCGAGGAGAUACUCAUCCCGAGUAUGAGCGUCACGUAUCUUCCCUCCCAAUCCAGAAAGAAACAAGAUGUGCCCUUACCAUACACAGCAUCGCCUUGGAAACUGCUGUGGGCUGACAUCCUUCUUUUCCUCCGGAGUCUCUGGAGCCUGCCUGGUAUAAUACUACCCUUGACGCCAUGGAACUCGGGAGCCCUGGACGAACUCUAUCCGUCCAAGGAGAAUCUAUGGGACAUCGUCGUACAUGUGCUUUUGGCUAUCUAUCAGCUCAUAUUUCUCCUAUCACUACCCGUAUUGUUUAUUCUUGCCUUCCCAGCGCUGGGGAUCGGAAUCUAUAUGGCAGUUGCUUUAACUCUGAAUUGGGUGGUUUGCAGGUUUGCUUUGAAUGGGAGUGCCAGGAUUUUGCAGUCGCAAGUCCCCGUUGAACAUCGUCCGGAACAUGACCGUGAGCACUGGAUCUUCAUUAAUGGAGUCGGAGCCGGGAACUUUUCCUACGCCACCUCGGACGUGAGGGAUGCGUACGCGAUCAUCAAGGAAGACUUGUUGAAUCCGAAGUACAAGAAAGUGAUCCUCAUUCUUCACAGCCAAGGUGGGGUUGAGGGAGGCUUGGUCAUUGACUGGCUGCUCGAUGAGAUGCCUCGAGAGUUGCUGCAGAAUCUCGAGGUUUAUACCUUUGGUAACGCGGCGAACCAUUUCAACAAUCCGUUUAAAACCUUGUCUCAAGCUCAUCGGAAUGAAGCCGCAGGCGAAACGCCACAGGUCAACCCGGCAGCAAUAGCGACGAAAACCAUUCGCCGAAUUGAGCAUUAUGCAAACUCCAAGGAUUUUGUGAGUGUCUGGGGGAUAUUGAAUUUCGCCGAUAUUCCGAAUCGAUACAUGGGACGAGUCUUCGUGCGCCCUGGUUCCGGUCAUCAAUUCAUCCAGCACCAUUUAGAUACCAUGUUCACGUUAGGGGAAGAUAUGAAGACUCUGGAUACAAACGAAUUCAUGGAGAUGGAAGUGGAAGUUCCACUGGAUGAGUUGCACCGGCUGAAAGCAGACGGGACAGGUACUGGAGACAGUGUUGACCAUCACGACAUUGACUUUCCUUAUGAGGAGGUGAACGCAGAUGUCCCAUUACUUCAGUCAGAUGGCUCUAUCAGGAGGAAGAUGAAGGUCAAGGAGCUUAGCCGGCUGUGGCUCUAUCGAAAUGGUGCAUCACCCAUGGAUGGAUCCUGA